AAGUCCAAGAUGGCGGACUAAGAAGCGUGUUUUUUCCGGAGAAGUUUCACAUUUACGAUCUUAUAGAUUCAAAAAUAGCAUCAAAUACUUCAACUAUUCACAUUUUUGAGCCCAUUAAACGGACUUUGAGUGUGGAGCGACGGCGUGUUACCUGAAGUGAAGAUUGAAGACGUGAUAGAAGAUGGACGACUACUGCUAUGCUAAGAUGGCGACGUCAUGUCAAAGAGAAAGUGAAAGAGAAUCAGCGCCACCAACGGAGAACAAUCUGAAAAGCGAAAAUGAAGGCGUCCAGCAGCUGAUCGGUUUCCCCUCAGUCAGGGGGGAGCUCCACUUUGAAGCAGGAGACUCCACAACCACCCUGCAUUAAAAAGGAAGAGGAGGAACUCUGCAUCACUCAGGAGGGAGAGUGUCUUCUAGGACGAGAGGAAGCUGAUUACACCAAGUUUCCACUGACUGUUGUCUCUGUGAAGACUGAAGAUGAUGAAGAGAAACCACAAGUAGACAACCUCUUAGCUCCACUAUCAGAUAGUGAGACUGAAGACGAGGUUGAAGAACCUUUGAGCAGCGAUACAGACUGUGAAGGUGAUAUGAGGACUCACACUGACAACAAACACUAUGAAUGCUCUACAAAGAAGAGAGGGACGGCGUGGCGCAGUGGGAGAGUGGCCGUGCGCAACCCGAGGGUCCCUGGUUCAAUCCCCACCUAGUACCAACCUCGUCACGUCCGUUGUGUCCUGAGCAAGACACUCCACCCUUGCUCCUGAUGGGUGCUGGUUGGCGCCUUGCAUGGCAGCUCCCUCCAUCAGUGUGUGAAUGUGUGUGUGAAUGUGGAAGUAGUGUCAAAGCGCUUUGAGUACCUUGAAGGUAGAAAAGCGCUAUACAAGUACGACCCAUUUAUCAUUUAUUUAACCUCUUCUUACCAAAGGCAUGCAGUAAGAAUUUAAGUGUGAUGUAAGUUUGGAGCUUAAAUCCUACUGAAUAGCUUUUAAUCUUCUUCUCUUUAUGCGGUUUCACCAACAUUUUGAUGUGAAACCAUAUUACUAACUGUCUGCUGUUUUACAGGAUUCAUGGAAGUUUAUUGUCAUAGCAGCACACGAUACACAUGAGAUGGCACACAAUUUAGUAGCAGGUGAACAAUAGGAUUGGUCCUGGUGGAGAUCUACACUCUUAGUGCUUUUCUUCUUUAUUCAGAGUCAUGAUUUGACUUUCUAAAGGUUUUUCACUAGAAAAAAUAAUUGGAAAAUAGUUCUGUGUUCCUUGUAGUAUUUCAGAUGUAUGAUUGUUUUCUUUGAUGUUUGCCCUUUUUCUGGUUUGAACAACAGCCAUCGAAAAUGUCUCUUAGCACGUGCUUGUAUGUUUCUAUUUUUUCAUUUCAAAGAGUAGUUGUUGAUUAUUUGAUGAUAGCUACUUUUGCAAACUAUUGUUUUGAAAUAAGAUUAAAAUGCCUUUAUUUUGAAAUAACUAAACUGCUGAGGAGUAGGAAACGGAAGUGGCUGGCUUCUAGCGCAUGCGCAAAGGUACUUGAAGCGAAGCAAAAAGACAAAGACUGCAUGCUAUGGUUGUUCGGAGAUUCUUCCAAUUCAGGAUCUUUAAGUCAUAUGAUUCACGGCAAAUAUAGCAACAAAUAUCUCAAUUCGCCUUUUUUCAAAGCCACGAAACGUGCAUUGAGUUUGGAGCGAUACCUGAAGUGAAGAUUGAAGACGUGAUAGAAGAUGGACGACUACUGCUAUGCUAAGAUGGCGACGUCAUGUCAAAGAGAAAGUGAAAGAGAAUCAGAACCACCAACGGAGAUAAAGACGGAAGAUGAAGACGUCCAGCAGCUGAUGGGUCAUCCAGAAGAAGUUUCCCCUCAGUCAGGGGGGAGCUCCACUUUGAAGCAGGAGACUCCACAACCACCCUGCAUUAAAAAGGAAGAGGAGGAACUCUGCAUCACUCAGGAGGGAGAGUGUCUUCUAGGACGAGAGGAAGCUGAUUACACCAAGUUUCCACUGACUGUUGUCUCUGUGAAGACUGAAGAUGAUGAAGAGAAACCACAAGUAGACAACCUCUUAGCUCCACUAUCAGAUAGUGAGGCUGAAGACGAGGUUGAAGAACCUUUGAGCAGCGAUACAGACUGUGAAGGUGAUAUGAGGACUCACACUGACAACAAACACUCUGAAUGCUCUUCAAAGAAGAGAGGUAAAACGUGUUUCAGCUGCUCAGUUUGUGCUGAAAGUUUUACUAAAAAGAGCAAUUUGACUCAACACAUGAGAACACACACAGGUGAAAAACCAUUUAAUUGUUCAGUUUGUGGCAAAAGCUUUUCUCGAAAUAGCAUGUUGACUCAACACAUGAGAAUACACACAGGUGAAAAACCAUUCAAUUGUUCAGUGUGUGGCAAAAGCUUUUCUCGAAAUUGCCGUUUGACUGAACACAUGAGAACACACACAGGUGAAAAACCAUUUAAUUGUCCCAUUUGUUCCAAAAGCUUUUCUCAAAAUAGCAUUUUCACUCAGCACAUGAGAGCACACACAGGUGACAAAACAAUUAAUUGUUCUGUUUGUGGCAAAAUAUUUUCUAAAAAUAGCCAUUUGACUCAACACAUGAGAAUACACACAGGUGAAAAACCAUUUAAUUGUUCUGUAUGUGGCAACAGCUUUUUUCAAAAUAGCUCUUUGACUCAACACAUGAGAACACACACAGGUGAAAAACCAUUUAAUUGUUCAGUUUGUGGCAACGGCUUUUCCCAAAAUAGCUCUUUGACUCAACACAUGAGAACACACACAGGUGAAAAAAGAUUUAAUUGUUCAAUUUGUGGCAAACGCUUUUCUCGAAAUAUCCGUUUGACUGAACACAUGACUACACACACAGGUGAAAAAACAUUUCAAUGUUCUGUAUGUGGCAAAAUCUGUUCUCGAAAUAGCCAUUUGACUGAACACAUGAGAACACACACAGGUGAAAAACCAUUCAACUGUUCAGUUUGUGGCAAAAGCUUUUCUCACAAUUUCCGUUUGACUCUACACAUGAGAACACACACAGGUGAAAAACCAUAUAGUUGUUCAGUUUGUAACAGAAGCUUUUCUAAUAAGAACAAAUUGACUCAACACAUGAGGACACACACCGGACUAAGACCAUUGAAUUGUACAAUUUGUGGUAAAAGCUUUCCUCAUAACGGCUCUUUGUGGCGACACAUGAGAACACACACUGGAGAAAAAACAUUUAGUUGUUCAGUGUGCUGUAAAAGGUUCCCACAUAAUGCAGCCGCAGUAAAACACACAAGAACACACGAGGGAAAAUAAGCAAUUAGCUGUUUAGUUUGUGGUAUGUUGCUCAUAUGUGGCGACAUCCACCCUACCCAGGACCUCCUCACUGCUUCUUCCACAAAUAUCUGAGGUAUUCAUACAAACUUGGAUUAUUUGGAGCAUAAUCUUAUCCACUCAUGACCUCAUGUGUCAAGUUUGUGCACGCUCAAAAACCUGCACUACACCCUUUUUCACUGCAAAGUUGAGAUGUAUCAAAACUGACGUUGGGAUGCUGGGUAACUGUUUGCAUAACAAACUGCCAACUUUUACUCCUCAGAUUGAUUGAUGUGCAAAUCAGAGACUAAUGUUAACAAACACAUGUCAAUUGAGUGGGGAAUAGAUUUGUGUUUCCGUUCCACAUUGGGGGGACAAUUAAUAUGUGAGGGAAUUAAGGAAGCAGCAUGAGACGGCAAGUGUUUGAUGUGGAAGACGUUAAUGGAGUCUCGGAUUGAAAAUAAUCUUUAUUUCCUUGGAGUUUAUGAGGCCAUCGAGGUAUGAUUACUUCUGAUAUGUUCGUCAAAUCUAUGUGUUUUCUUUUUUGGAUAUCAGACUAAUUGCAAGUUUUAUUUGCUUAUUUUAUUACGUCUGACGGCAUUAUAUUUGGCAUCGUUGUUAACGUGAAGAAGACGUGGCUGAAAUAAAUGUCUGUGAGAAAAACAAA
Molecule: messenger RNA, 3942 nt
Organism: Nerophis ophidion (straightnose pipefish)
Lineage: Eukaryota; Metazoa; Chordata; Actinopteri; Syngnathiformes; Syngnathidae
Product: zinc finger protein 501-like
Exons: 4
Coding region: 1713-3278 (521 amino acids)
Biological process (GO): regulation of transcription by RNA polymerase II
Cellular component (GO): nucleus
Molecular function (GO): DNA-binding transcription factor activity, RNA polymerase II-specific; RNA polymerase II cis-regulatory region sequence-specific DNA binding
Source: RefSeq, a predicted model, not a curated record